UUGCCUUCAUGAAAACUCAAAACAAACCUUCUUUAGCCUUGCUAAAGUGACAUCAAUAACCAUGAAGGUGAGAAAAGAGAGCUCAAGGAUUGUUAAGCCAACUUAUGAAGUCACACCACCCCCAAACACAACCUAUGUCCCCUUAAGUGUCUUCGACAAGGUCACCUACAAUACCCAUAUGGCAGUUAUCUAUGCCUAUUGUCCGCCAACCCCACCAAAUGUAGCCUUGGAGUUAGGGCUUCAAAAGGCACUAUCGGUAUUCAGAGAGUGGGCUGGAAGGCUGGGAAAGAAUGACAAAGGCGAUCAUGUCAUUUUUCUCAACGAUGAAGGCGUGAGGUUUGUUGAGGCAUCGGUUGAUAGCACUCUUGAUCAAGCUAUGCCAUUUAAGCCUUCAGCGUCUUUACUUAGUCUUCACCCUAGUUUGAAGGGUGUAGCAGAGUUGGUGCAAGUUCAGCUCACUAGGUUCACUUGUGGCUCAAUGGUGGUCGGUUUCACAGCUCAUCACCUUGUGGCCGAUGGCCAUUCCACAAGCAAUUUCUUGGUUGCGUGGGGCCAAGCUUGUCGUGGACUUGCGAUUAGUCCAAUUCCCUUGCAUGAUCGUGCCAUUUUCCUCCCUCGAGACCCUCCUAUUUUUGAGUUUGAGCACGAGGGUGUUGAGUUUAUGAGUGAGACACUCAAGAAAGAAUAUCCUAUUGUUGAUGAUAUCAACGAUAUUGUGGUGCACAAAGUUCAUUUUACAUUGGAGUUUCUUGGCAAGCUUAAGGCCAAGGCUUCCUCCAUGAAUGGUGGCAACAAGCCUUAUAGCACAUUUGAGAGCUUAGUUGCUCAUCUAUGGAGAGCCAUAACCAAAGCUCGUUCACUCAACAGCUUUGAGACCACCCAAGUGAGAAUCUCAGUUAAUGGCCGCAUGCGAUUGAACCCUAGAGUACCCAAUGAGUACUUUGGGAAUUUGGUGCUUUGGGCUUUCCCAAGUGCAAAGGUGAAGGACCUUCUACGAGAGCCAUUGCCCUACGCAGCCAAGAUCAUUGAUGAUGCAAUCACAAAGGUGAACAACAACUACUUCAAAUCAUUUAUUGACUUUGCAAAAUAUAAGGUGGAAACAGAAAACCUCAUUCCCACUGCAGACAUGAACAAGUCUGCUUUGUGUCCGAACUUGGAGGUUGAUAGCUGGCUACGGUUUCCCUUCUAUGACCUAGAUUUUGGAGGAGGAUGCCCUUGUAUUUUCAUGCCAUCUUACUUCCCAACAGAGGGAAUGAUGUUUCUCGUACCGUCCUUCAUUGGUGAUGGAAGCAUAGAUGCCUUCAUACCUCUAUUCCAUGACAACUUGGCUUCCUUCAAACAAAUUUGCUACUCCUUGGACUAAGAUCUAUCAGAACUAUAACUAUAUAUAUAUCCUUUGUGGCAUAAUGUUAUCCCUCCCUUUCAAAUCCUCUGCAAGAUCCUUCAUGAAUUUUGUUAUGCAAAAUCUAUUGUUUCUUUCUUUUUUUAAAACCUAUUUUGGUAAAGCAUCCAUAUCUUCCUUGUAAUAACUCCCCAAAUGAUAGUAGAGCAUUUUAAUAUGCACUAAAU
Messenger RNA from Camellia sinensis, 1569 nucleotides. Its product is annotated as agmatine coumaroyltransferase-2-like. The record is from RefSeq and is a predicted model, not a curated record. Lineage: Eukaryota; Viridiplantae; Streptophyta; Magnoliopsida; Ericales; Theaceae. Gene Ontology annotation, molecular function: acyltransferase activity, transferring groups other than amino-acyl groups.